AUGUGCAGAACUGACGGUGUCACUGAAGGCAACGCCGAACCCUAGUAGCUUAGUAAUAUCAAGACCUCCGCUAACGUGGGAGGAGUCGAGGAUCGGUACCAUCAGUGAUCACCAUGCGCGCCUUUUACUUCGAUAACAUUCCAGGCGAUCAGCGGCUGCUGCACGAUUCCGGGAACCUUGUAUCGGAUGAUCUCCUGAAAUCUAUCGGACUACUCCACUGGCACAUCCCAACGAGCCAGCAGAAUCAGAUCGAUACUAUUGCAGAGGAAAGAAACUACAAGAACAGAGACACUAUUACGAUCACCAAGGAGGGCCUUGGAGCUUUGUAUGAAGCCAAGUUAAAGAGCUUUUAUGAAGAGCAUAUGCAUGAAGACGAGGAGAUCAGAUAUAUUCUCGAGGGCAGCGGCUUUUUCGAUGUUCGAGAACAUCCCACGGAUUCGUGGAUUCGUUGUCAGCUAGACGCGGGUGAUCUCUUGGUUCUCCCUGCUGGCAUCUACCAUCGAUUCACUCUUGACGAGAAUAACAUGAUCAAAGCUUUACGUCUCUUCAAGGAUGAGCCCAAGUGGACUCCUAUCAACCGCGGCGACUUGACAGAUGUGAACCCUUACCGCGUCGAUUAUUUGAAGAGUAUAGCUGUUAACUGAUUGAAGCGGUAAGAAGGAUAGUGUGUUCCGUGGAAUAUUUCCCAUGAGAAGGGGUAUACCAGUGCGCCCAUAUAAUGGAGAAUCGUGUAACGAUACGAGUGGAAGUGUAAUCGGCAUUUGGUGACAAUGAGAUCUGGAUCUGAUGGCGCAUGGCUGAUAAUUCUCGUCGUUUGCCGAAUGACUGAGUUUGUACUGGGACUAUAUCUACGAG
Messenger RNA from Suillus discolor, 855 nucleotides. RefSeq names its product 1,2-dihydroxy-3-keto-5-methylthiopentene dioxygenase. The coding region runs from base 114 to 644 and encodes 176 amino acids. Lineage: Eukaryota; Fungi; Basidiomycota; Agaricomycetes; Boletales; Suillaceae. The record is from RefSeq and is a predicted model, not a curated record. The transcript has 4 exons. Gene Ontology annotation, molecular function: acireductone dioxygenase [iron(II)-requiring] activity.